Lathyrus oleraceus (garden pea) is the source of this 351-nucleotide messenger RNA. RefSeq lists its product as uncharacterized. The transcript has a single exon. Bases 70 to 351 code for a protein of 93 amino acids. The record is from RefSeq and is a predicted model, not a curated record. Lineage: Eukaryota; Viridiplantae; Streptophyta; Magnoliopsida; Fabales; Fabaceae.
UAUACAGUAGCCUAUGUAAUUCAAGCACGCUGGAAAUUAUAUAGUAAACUGUGUUAAUGAUUUACCAAUAUGAAUAAGUUAUUGGAGUUUGGGAAGAAAUUCAUGUUUUAUGCUAGGGUACUUUCUGGAUAUGAAGAGCGAAGGAUCCGAAAUUUUAGGCUGCAGCUUGAACAACGUGUACUGCAGGCACAAGCAAAGAAAGCAACCAUAAAUAAAGUACCUGAGCAGAUCAUUUUAUCUGAAAUUCAUCGUAUGGUUGAAGAGAUGCAAGCUUCUAACAAGAAGCUGGAAGAAACAGAGGUAGCCAUUGAAGAAUACUUCAAACCUCUUGACAAGGAGGCGGAGUUUUAA